CAAGAUUUGAGUGACACCAUUUCCAAAAUGAAUGAUGCCACAGCAGCAACAGCUGAGGACAUUUUACAGCAGAAGCUGCAAGGUCUGUCGCAGAAGCAGCAGCUAGCCGUCAGACAGUGUUUUGAAGCUGCAAAACGAAAAAGUACACGGGGCAUGAAGUACAACAAGGAAUGGAUGCUGGAAUGCAUACUUCUUAAAAUGCGCAGCCCCAAACUGUAUGACUACAUCCGGAGACAGAAUAUCUUAGUGAUUCCAGGAAAAACGACUAUGAGAAAGUAUAUUGCAAGCUACAUGGCUAAUUUUGGUUUUAAUGAAAACAUGCUUCAAACGCUAAAAGAGAAGACUUCCACAAUGGACCCUUUCAAGUGCCAGGGAGGUAUAGUGAUAGACGAAAUGAAACUCUCUGAGCACUUGUCUGUCGACACAGCUGGCAGGGUCAGUGGUUUCGUCGACUUGGGUGCCUACACACCUAAAGAAGAAAAGCAACUGCCUUGUGACCACGGUCUUGUGGUAAUGUUUGUGCCCCUCACUGGUAGCUGGAGCCAAAUACUGGGAACAUUUGCUACACGCACAAACAUCAAGGGGGAGUUACUUGCAAAGAUAGUGCUGGAAGCCACAAUUCUGGCAGAGAAAGCAGGGCUUUUCGUCAACUAUGUCACGUGCGAUGCCGCGACAUGGAACAGAAAAAUGUGGCGGAUUAUGGGUGUGAAGGCAAAUUCAAAAGAAGUUAUUGCUAAAAGGGUGCAUACUUCUGACGACAAGAGGUCCCUUUACUUCCUAUCGGAUUUUCCACACCUUGUGAAGAACAUCCGCAACAGACUUCUUCAAACAAGCUUCCACACGCCAGAUGGAAAGGUCUCUAUGGGGCCACUGCGAGAAGCUUUGAAGAUUGAUGAGAACAACCUCACCUUGAAAGCCAUGCCUCGGCUUACGAAGACCCACAUAGAGCCAAAUAAUUUUGAAAAGAUGCGUGUGUCCCUCGCCUUCCAGAUUUUCGGCUCUGAUUCUUUGAGAGGCCUUCAGCUUUACAAAUCACAGCUUGAGAAAUGUUGUGGAAACAUUGAGCCAACGCAGAAGUUUUUCAGGAGGAUGAAGUCUCUCAUCACAGUGAUGACAGCACGUUUUCCAGGGGAAGCUUUGAGGCCCAACUCUCCGGCAGUACGAGACCUCGAAGAAUUCUUGGAAUUCCUCUCAAGAUGGGAACAGACUGCUGAUAAAAAGAACUUCUUGAGUGAAUGUACGACGGAAGGACUGAGGGUCACUAUAAAUAGUACCUUGGGUCUUCUUAGCUAUCUACAUGCAGAGCUUGGCUAUUCCUACCUUAUGACAAGCCGCUUAAGCCAGCAUAAGAUUGAAAACCUAUUUGACAAGCCUGCUAAUUUGUAUAAGCAGCAGCAACUGGUUGAUUUGUUACUUGAUGCUGGAGACUUCGAAAGUGCUGAAGGUUCGCUUAAUAGCAGUUCUUUGUCUGCACCAGACCACCCAUACGUUGUUCAGCACAGCGACUCGAGGCUUACGUACUAUGUGGCAGGCUAUGUUGUGCAGUGCAUGCAUGAAUGA
Molecule: messenger RNA, 1560 nt
Organism: Dermacentor silvarum
Lineage: Eukaryota; Metazoa; Arthropoda; Arachnida; Ixodida; Ixodidae
Source: RefSeq, a predicted model, not a curated record